Populus trichocarpa (black cottonwood) is the source of this 1446-nucleotide messenger RNA. Its product is annotated as probable LRR receptor-like serine/threonine-protein kinase At1g05700. Gene Ontology annotation, molecular function: protein binding. The transcript is spliced from 9 exons. Lineage: Eukaryota; Viridiplantae; Streptophyta; Magnoliopsida; Malpighiales; Salicaceae. The record is from RefSeq and is a predicted model, not a curated record.
AUGAGCACUCUUAGGGUGUUCACCUCAAAACUAUCCCCUCCAUCUUUUGAUCUGCUUAUUGAUGGCAACCACUGGACCAAAGUCAUUACCUCACUUGAUAAACUUCUAUAUUAUGAGGUAGUCUAUGUUGUCGAAAGUGACGCGACUACCAUCUGCCUUGCCCAAACACAACCUAACCAGUUUCCAUUUAUAUCCGCACUUGAGGUUAGGAGCUUGGAUCCUAAAAUGUAUAGCUAUGUUGAUCCGAAAUAUGCACUGUUUGUAAGGUCCAGGUUUGCUUAUGGUGCAAGUGCAACUGUAAGGUAUCCGGAUGAUGUUUAUGAUCGCAUUUGGGUUCCAGAAAGCGGUGGUACUGGGGUAAUUUCAGUGGCAAGCGAAGCAAUAUCCUAUGAAGUUAAUGUACCGGAAGAGCCUCCGGAAGCAGUCUUGCAGAAUGCUAUUACAACCUCAAGCUUGUCUCAAAGUUUAACUUAAAUCCCGGAUUUUGCAGAUAAAAAAACUGCAAUCUACAUGAACUUGUAUUUCUCAGAAGUCACCGAUCUCGAUACCACCCAGAAGAGAUCGUUUAGGAUUUACAUCGAUAACAAUCCUAAAUCAGAGCCGAUUAUCCCACCUUAUGGAAAAGUGACAGAAAUGUUAAUUAACUAUACAGCUUCUUCAAACACCUCGUUUUCGUUGGUUUCCACCCUCGAUUCUACACUUCCUCCACUUAUCAAUGCCAUGGAAGUCUUUUCUGUUAGCGAUCCUCUAGUAGUUGGAACCAACAGCAAAGAUGUGGGAGGUUUAGUGGAGCUCCAAACGCAAUUUAGUGUAUUACAAGGAUGGUAUGGUGAUCCAUGUCUCCCUUCUCCAUAUACAUGGGACUGGAUUAGCUGUAGCAAUGACGUUAUACCUCACGUAACAGCAUUGGACCUUAGUAGCUUUGGUCUUUCAGGGCAACUUCCGGAUUUUAGUUCCAUGGAUUCCCUUGUGACAAUCGAUUUACACAAUAAUAGUUUUAGCGGACCUAUUCCAGAUUUCCUUGGAGCCUUUCCUUACCUCGAAGAACUGAAUUUGGCUGAUAAUUCCUUCAGUGGACCAAUACCUCCAUCAAUAUCAAGUAAUAAGACGUUGAAAUUAGUGGUAUCAGGAAAUCCAGGCUUGUGUGUCUCCGGCAAGUCCUGUAAGCCAACAAGCACAGAUGGCACUAAGAGUUCACCAACUCCCUCAAGCAGCAGCAAAAAGAGUAGCAAGCUUCCAUUAAUACUUGGAACCACAAUUCCAAGCUUCAUGAUUUUCUGGGCUAUAGUGGCAUUUAUAUUGCACUACAGGAGAAAAAAAGCAGCCAUAGCUGCAAUCACCGCAGGAAAAGCUGCUGGCUCGAAUAUGCCUUCUCAGGGUCAGGGAUCACCCGGCAAUGUGAUGAUGGGUAAAAUGGGUGAAGCUGCCGCGAAUGAGGGUAAUUAA